Molecule: messenger RNA, 1707 nt
Organism: Hyposmocoma kahamanoa
Lineage: Eukaryota; Metazoa; Arthropoda; Insecta; Lepidoptera; Cosmopterigidae
Gene: Bap55
Product: actin-like protein 6A
Exons: 8
Coding region: 1-1236 (411 amino acids)
Biological process (GO): regulation of transcription by RNA polymerase II; nervous system development
Cellular component (GO): NuA4 histone acetyltransferase complex; SWI/SNF complex
Molecular function (GO): chromatin binding
Source: RefSeq, a predicted model, not a curated record
AUGAGUGGCCCGAACGGUAUGUUAUACGGGGGUGACGAAAUUGGUGCCCUAGUGUUCGAUCCUGGGCAUCAUUCCUUGCGCGUUGGUUAUGCUCAAGAAGACACUCCCAAGGCAGAUAUUCCUGCUGUGGUGGGCGUUGGACCAGCUACACACAUCCCAGAUCCUGAAGAGAAGGUUCCAGAUGGCAAUAUCACCCAAAGCGCUGCCAAAACUGGCAAUGAGCUCCGACACUACAUCGAUGUCACCGAACUCCAUGUGCCACGCCCGGGCAUGGAAGUGCAAACGUACAUGAAGGACGGACAGGUUGAUAACUGGGACUUAUUUGAGAAGAUGCUCGAUUAUUGUUAUGCUAAGGUAAUCCGUUCCCCAUCGGAACACCACCCAGCUUUAUUUACCGAAGCAGUCUGGACGCAGCGCCCCGCACGAGAGAAACUCGCAGAAUUACUCUUCGAGAAAUACCAGGCACCGGCUUUUUUCCUUGUCAAAAGUGCAGUGUUAGCUGCGUUUGCCAACGGCAAGAGUACAGCUUUGGUCGUUGAUGCUGGUGCUAGUCAGACUUCUGCGGUUCCUGUUGUUGAUGGGUACGCUUUGACAAACGCGGCGUUUCGCUCCGCAAUUGGUGGUGACCAUUUAGCAGCUCAAGCGAAGCAUAUGCUCACCAACAUGCAUAUACAGAUGUUACCCGUUUAUAGUAUAGCUAGCAAAGAAGUAAUCCGCGAACGCGAGCGAGCUCGUUACACUCUCAAGACGUUGCCAGCUGGCCUCACGGCGAGCUGGCAACAGUACAUGCUCAAGCGGCAAUACGAGGACUUUUGCCACUGCAUUGCACAGCUGUCAUCUAACAUGAGCGAGAUGGAACUACAUGAUAAAUCUUAUGAAAGAAACAAACAGACGUACUACCCUCUGCCUGUGUCGUGUCCGUGGUCGGCAGUGUGCGCCGCGGCGUCCGCCUGCGACGCCGACGCGCGGCCGGCGCUGUGGGGCUCGGUGGUGGUCUGCGGCGGCGUGGCCAACUCGGCGGGCUGGGCCGAGCGCCUGGCCAAGGAGCUGGCUGCGCGGGCGCCGUCCAGCCACCGCCUCAAGAGCCACGCCGCGCCCGCGCCCAACGAGCGCCGCUUCGCCGCCUGGAUCGGUGGCUCGAUCUUAGCUUCCAUUGGGUCGUUCCAGCAAAUGUGGAUAUCAUCACAGGAGUACGACGAGGGCGGCAAAGGACAACUUGAACGCAAAUGCCCUUAACUGUAAUGUUGUAACUUUAGUCUUAUAGGAAAUAUUUGUAAUUUUAAUUGUAAGAGCGCGUUGUAAUUACCAGUAAAGUGGUCGACAUACAAGGUUAUUUCUAAACUACUGACGUCUUAAACAACAAUUUUUGUUCCAUAACUUUUUACAAAACAUAAUGCAUUGAACAAAAAUAAACUUUUAAGUUUUUGUUGUACUAUCCGACACUUUUUAGGAGUAAGUUUAAAUGUGCAAACGUCCUUCCCAACGACUCCCACCCCCGCCUCUGCGUUUUGCAUCGGACUGGUAUUUACGCUAGCGCUUUCUUUUGUUACCGCACAUAGUGAUCUCCGUUUAGAACAUAGUUUCCCAAAGUGAUCGACCACUUUGGGAAACUACCCCAAUGAGCGCUGAAGAGUCUUAGGGGGGCGGUAGGGGUCCUCGGAAGCAAUUGGGGGCGUUGAUGCUGUCCAGGGGGUGCUAACGCAUUUG